Messenger RNA from Rotaria sp. Silwood2, 900 nucleotides. The record is from the annotation of a GenBank genome assembly. Lineage: Eukaryota; Metazoa; Rotifera; Eurotatoria; Philodinida; Philodinidae.
AUGACAUCAAAAAUUGAUCGAUUUUUUAAUCCAAAAGAUGGAACUUAUGCAAAUGUACCAAUCAUACCAGUACAUCCAGAAAAAUUUCGUGGAAAACGAUUAUUUGGCACUAAAGUUCUUAUUGGAAAUUGGUAUGAAGAUCAAACAAAGUUUAAAGAAUCAAGUCAUAGAUCCAAAUCAUUCUAUCAUAUUGAUUAUCCAGCACACGUUGGUUCUGUACCAGAUACUGUUUUAAGACGUAAAUUACUUGGAUCACAAGAAGAUCGACCUGGAAGAAUGAUUCUUGAUCAUCAUGAUAUUGACGAUCAAAAACAACUUAUUAGCAGUUACGAUGAACAAUACAAUAGACGAGGAGCUUAUGGAGAACAGCAAGAAACAUCAGAACGAAGAUGGGCACUACAAGAUGAUCUUUGGUUACCUGAACGUAGUGAUCAUCCUCUUGAAAGUACACCAACAAGUUGGGGUCUUGUCGAAAGAAAACGUUCACAAAGUCAAAGUCUUCGACGUCAACGUACAAUGCCUGAAAUAAGUGAAUAUACUGAUCGAUAUGUUGCUCAUCCACGAGAACUAUAUUCUUCAUUGAAAAAUUUUGCUGUACCACGCAUUUAUACAAGAGCCAUUGAUCGUACAAAUUCAUUAAAUAAAGAUAUAAAUUGUCGUUCAAUAUCACAUUGUAGUCGUCGAAUACCAAUAACUUCUGAUGCUAUGGAAACUAAUUAUAUAUAUUCACUUCGACGAAAUACAAAUGUGCCACGAGCAUAUUUUUAUUUAGGAAAAAUACCCAAUCAAAUGAAUAAUACAAUGCGAAAUAAACUUCCCUUGUUAACAGAAUCAACUAAUCCUGUUCCACCAUUGACAUCAUCAAUGGAACCAAUUCAAAGUCAAGAACAAAUUGCUUGA